GUGUGUGUGUGUGUGUGUGUGUGUGUCCAGGUGGUCCAGAUCUUCAUCGGUCUGCUGUGUGUCCUCUUCAGUCUGACCUCCCUGUUGUCCCCGGUCCUGAUCCUCCACGCUCCGCUGUGCCUCGCCGUCGCCUUCGUGGUGUCGGGCUCCGUGGCGAUGGCGGCGGCGAGACGGACGUCUCUGGGUCUGGUGUGGACGUGCCUGGCGUGGAACCUGCUGGGCGUGGCGCUGGGCGUGGUGGGCGUGGCCUAUCUCUGCUGGCUGCUGGUUGACGGCCCCGCCUCCCGGGGCCUCUGUGAUCCCGUCCCCGGGUCCCGGCCCUCGGACAAGCCAACCGAGGACUGCAUCCAACUGUUGAGGAUGCAGGAG
This is a messenger RNA of Etheostoma cragini (Arkansas darter), 369 nucleotides long. RefSeq lists its product as uncharacterized. NCBI's taxonomy places the organism in Eukaryota, Metazoa, Chordata, Actinopteri, Perciformes, Percidae. The transcript has 3 exons. The record is from RefSeq and is a predicted model, not a curated record. Gene Ontology annotation, cellular component: membrane. The annotation marks the transcript as partial.